AUGGCAGCGGCUGGACAGAUCAGCGCAAACCCACCAAGAACAGAUUAUGCGUUCAAAGUUUUGGUUGUCGGUGAUCCUAGAGUUGGGAAGACUUCAAUCAUCAACCGAUAUGUGCAUGGCUCCUUUGACAUACACUACAAGCUCACUCUAGGCGUAGACUUUGCUCUCAAGGUGAUUCAUCGUCCGUCCAGCAUUAUUCGGCUGCAACUCCGAGACAUAGCAGGACAGGAGAAAGCUGGGACUAUGACGAGGGUGUACUACAGAGACGCAAACGCAGCAGUUGUAGUCUUUGAUGUCACAAGAAAUAUCACAUUGCAGUCCGUGAAGAUAUGGAAACAAGACAUCGAUAGUAAGCUAAGCCUUCCUGACGGUCGUCGAAUCCCUGCGGUUCUAUUAGCGAACAAAUGCGAUCUAGACGCAGACCCUGCUGUUACCGAGCAGGUUCUACAAGAUCUUGUGACGGAAGACCAAUUUAUUGGCUGGUUUCUUACAUCGGCUAAGGACGACAAGAACGUUGCAGAAGCAUUCAACUUCCUUAUAGAUCGGGCGAUCUCAGAUUACGAAGCUACCAGAAGAUUUCAGCAGGACAACAGGCCGCAAGGAACAAUCUCAUUGUCUCAGAAUGAGCGGAGGGGAGGCAACUGCAGUUGUUAA
Guillardia theta CCMP2712 is the source of this 654-nucleotide messenger RNA. RefSeq lists its product as hypothetical. Gene Ontology annotation, biological process: phagosome-lysosome fusion; endosome to lysosome transport. Lineage: Eukaryota; Cryptophyceae; Pyrenomonadales; Geminigeraceae. Gene Ontology annotation, cellular component: Golgi apparatus; phagocytic vesicle; late endosome. Gene Ontology annotation, molecular function: GTP binding; GTPase activity. The transcript has 13 exons. The coding region runs from base 1 to 654 and encodes 217 amino acids. The record is from RefSeq and is a predicted model, not a curated record.